Molecule: messenger RNA, 2531 nt
Organism: Penaeus indicus
Lineage: Eukaryota; Metazoa; Arthropoda; Malacostraca; Decapoda; Penaeidae
Product: prostaglandin E2 receptor EP4 subtype-like
Exons: 13
Coding region: 83-2362 (759 amino acids)
Biological process (GO): inflammatory response; positive regulation of cytosolic calcium ion concentration; adenylate cyclase-activating G protein-coupled receptor signaling pathway
Cellular component (GO): plasma membrane
Molecular function (GO): G protein-coupled receptor activity
Source: RefSeq, a predicted model, not a curated record
GCAUGUACUUCAGUAAAGCGGCGCACGGGAGUAAACCAACUUCCUUUGGAUAACGAAGGCCGUCCUCCCUCCUCCGUCCACGAUGUUGGUUCCGCCCCGGGAGAUUGGAGGAGGGGAGCGCCCUGACCAGCCGUUGGAAGCCCCGCUCGCUUGCCCAGGAGUGACGCAACUCAGCAUGACCGACACCCAGCUUACGGUGCAAUGUGAGGGGAACGUAACCUGCACGGCGCUGGACCUGCAGCCCGGAGCGACGAUUGUGUCACCGAUUCUGCUGAGCUUGAGUGGGGUCGCGGGGCAGAUAUGGGCGCUGUACUACCUCUACACAACGACUCGACCGCAACAAUCACGCACCGUUUUCUUCGUCCUCUUGAGCACCUUAAUAUGGACAGAUCUCAUCGGAAAAAUUAUUACAACACCGCCCGCCCUCAUUGCCUACGCCCAUCAUGAGUGGAAAGGAGGGAAGGAGCUGUGCAACUUCCACGCCUUUUCAAUGAUGUUGAUCAGCCUCGUCACGCACCUGUUAGUCUCCACAAUGGCGGUCGAGCGUUUCAUCGGGAUUCGCCACGGAUACUUUUAUAACAAGAACAUCACCACUUCGAGGACCAAGAUGCUUCUACUGUGCAUCUGGCUGUUCAGUGUGUUGUUCUGCGCCAUGCCCCUCUUCGGAUGGGGUCAGUACGCCCUCCAGUAUCCCGGGUCCUGGUGCUUCGUCAACAUCCACGUGUGUGCGGACACGCCCCUCCAUCACCUCAUCUACACCAACAUCUUCGGCGCCUUCACCAUCAUUAACCUGUUCGUUAUGGUCGUCUGUAAUGUGGUGGUUAUCAUACUCUUGCUACAGAAGACGGUAUCACGCAACGGCAACUAUUUUGAAGGGUCCAGCCACCGUCUCUCAUGUUUAGCGACCCUUCUGUGCCUCCGUCUGUGUCGUCAUCGCUGCCCCACCACCAAGUUCUGCGCCCCGCACCGCACUUCGAAGCAACGCGAACUCGAGAUGCAGAUGGCCAUUGUCCUCCUUGUGAUCACCAUCGUCUUCGUGCUUUCCUGGUCGCCCUUGGAUCUCCGUCUGUUUAUGAACCAAAUUUGGCCUCAUCGGACACGUGAGGACCAUCUACAGGACCUAAUUUCUGUUCGUUUGACCUCCAUCAACCAGAUCAUCGAUCCCUGGGCCUACAUCAUCUGCCGGAAGCUCUUCUCCUCCCGCGUGUGGCGUUGGGUGCGACUGCCUCUGCUCGGAAGGUCGUGGCUACUGAGGAGGGAGAGUUCGAGCGUGUUGCAAGGAGGGGGGGGGUCGCGCAAGAAGGUGUCUAGGACCUUGACGCACGCCGAGAAGAAGAUGGAGUAUAAGAGUCCAUUUCAAGCUGCCGAAGACGUGGUGGUGGUGGUGGAGGAGGACCCCAGCGGGAGGGGGUGCAUCUCCCCUCCCCCGGCCCCCCCGCCCUCCAAGACGAGCCAGGGAGACGAUCUCACGUCCAAGGAUGUGGUCGAGAUCUUCAAGGACUCGGGAACAGGAUCCAACAACACGCCGUCGACUCUGUGUAGUGACUCAGGAACGGGCAACUGUAACUUGACGUAUCAUGAGCGGCGCGAGGAGGCGGGCACCCUGGCCGUCGUGCCCAUCCCGGUGUUCACGAGCCAGCAGUACCGGGUCGUCACGCCUACGUCCGCCGCCCGCCACACGCACCGGGUCCGUCGCAUCUGCUCCUCCGCCUCCGCCCGCGCCGCCUCCGCCACACGCCCACACAACCACCCGCAGAAUGCCCAAGACAUGGCCUCGGGCUCCCCCCCCUUCAACGUGGUCACGGGGCGCCGGCACUCGUGGUGCUGCCCCCAGGACGGCCUCGACGCCAAGCAGUACCGCACGCAGAGCACCCAGACGUUCAAGUCCCCGAAGGACGGCGACUCGGGCGAGGUCAGUCCCCAGCACCCUCAUUCCGGGGGCCAGCGGUACGACCACCAUGAGCCUCACCACAUCCACGACCACGAGCAUCUCCACCUCAACGACCUGGGCCACUCCCACGAGGGCUCCGUCCCGACGCGGCACGACGGACGCCGACCGAGGGGCCCCGACGACUACCCGGUCCUGAGCCCCCGCGACUUCCCGGAGCGCUACGCCCCUCGGUCCAGCGGCGACCACGUCAUCGAUCUCGACGACGACCCUGUCUUCAUCGUCGCCAGCGCCGUGGGGCACCUGUCGCACCUGGGGGAGGGGGAGAGGGCGAAGGGGGAGACCGCUUUCCCCUUCUCCUGCCCGGCGAACUCCCCUGCCCUGCCCCCCCGACACAUGGAACGGGUAGAGAGGCAGAGGAGACACACAGGAGACUCGCCCCACAAACAGUCCUCGACCGCAACGAGGUGGUGAGCCUCUGGCGCUUCAGGAGAGUGGCGCCGGAUUCAGUAGUGUAGCUAAGGGGCAUCGGGAAGGGGAUUAACGAGGCUGGAGUGUGCUGAAACGUACGCGAUGAUAAAUACAAAUAUUGCGGUUCUGUGAAGUGAAUAUUAAAUAAACACCAAGCUUCUCUUUUUUAAUG